AUGGAAGCGUUGACAUGCGAAGAUGAUGUGAAACCAAUUGUUGUUGUUGAUCGUAUUAUCAAAAUUGGUGGUGCGGCUAUAAGUGAUAAAACACAAUUUGAAACAUUAUUACCUGACAAUUUAAAACAAAUCUGUCAAUUAUUAAAACAAAAUUAUAAAAAUUUGAUAUUGAUUCAUGGAGCAGGUUCAUUUGGUCAUCAUCAAGCAAAAGAAAACGAUCUAAUAAAUGGAUGUUUAAACUUAGAGGACUAUUCUCGUCGACAAUUGGGUGUUUGUGAUACACGUCGUUCUGUAACACAUUUACACAAUUAUGUUGUUGAUGCAUUGUUAAAGGAAAAUAUUCCCGUUAUUGGUUUAUCGCCGUUUCAUUUUCUAAUGUCAAAUAAUCUUAAAAUUGAAGAAGGGAUUACUAAAAAAUUAGAAUUAAAUUAUUCACGUUUAUUUGCUUAUAUUAGAUAUCUUCUAUCACAAAACUAUGUUCCAUUGUUGCAUGGAGAUGUUAUUUUAGAUUAUACAUUACAUUGGACACUUCUAUCUAGUGAUGAUCUAAUGUUUACAUUAGCAAAAGAAUUUCGACCACAUCAAUGUCUAUUUGUCACAUCUGUACCUGGUAUAUUGUCAAAUAACAGAGUAUUAGAUGAAUUUUAUAUUGAACAGGAUGGAAAAUUCCAUAAUAUUGAUAGUAUUGACUCAUAUAUAUCUAAUAUAAUUGAUGUUACAGGAUCAAUGAAGAAAAAGAUAAUGAUUUGUGCUAAAAUUGUGAACGAAAUAGAUAAUUGUAACGUAUGGAUAGUGAACGCGAAUAGUAAUACUAUUCAAAAUCUUUUAUUGGAUGAAAAAGUGAUAUCAGGACAAGGAACAAGAAUUAUUAAACGAUUAAAUACUGACUGA
Didymodactylos carnosus is the source of this 891-nucleotide messenger RNA. The record is from the annotation of a GenBank genome assembly. Lineage: Eukaryota; Metazoa; Rotifera; Eurotatoria; Philodinida; Philodinidae.